AUGGCGAAGGUUGUGCAUUUGUCACAUUUUGAUUUAUUCGUUGAGGAGGUUUCUAAUGGUGGUGCUUCUAGCUCUUUAUCUGGUAUUUCCACGCAGUCGCUCAGUGACAAUGAAUUAUAUAGUGGGUUCACUGAGACUUUAAAGAUUAAAUACCUGACGGAAGGUCACGAGGAAUUAAAACCUCUUUUGUCUAACAGUUGGGAGGAUAUUUUUAAAGGUGUUGCUCAAGUUUUUCAUAGUGGUGUCGACAAAUAUUGCAGCCAGUCUGGUCAUAAAGUUGCAAAGGUUAAGAAUGAUAGACUUAGGUUCACAUGCAAGUGUGGUAGUAAGGCAAAUUGUCCUUGGUAUCUGCAUACUAUUCCAAUUGAUACCACUAAAAGUGUCUUUGAUAUCAAGGAAUGCAAUGGGAAUCAUAUAUGCGGUGGUGAUUAUAAGCUGAAGGACCCCAUUGUGAAGAAGAAAUUGAUUAAACAUCUAUUCAAGGAUAAAAUACAGUCAAAUCCGUCGAUAAAGCCUAAAGAUAUCGUUGUUCAGGUGAAGAGUUCUUACGGUAUUAACAUAAAAUACCAUCAUGCUUAUAAAGGGAAAGAAGUAUCUCAGUCAGAGAUAUAUGGUGAUGAUGUAAAAAGUUAUACAGAUCUUGUUUGGUAUGUUGAAGCAAUAAAGGCUAUCAAUCCUGGCAACUAUGUCAAGUUUGAAUUUAAUAAAGAGACUAAACGGUUUGAGAGGCUUUUCAUUUGUUUUGGUGCCUGUAUCGAAGGAUACAAGUUCAUUCGCCCUAUGCUUUAUUGUGAUGCAACAUUUCUAUCUGGGAGAUUCAAGGGAACGUUGAUGGCUGCCACUGGCGUGAAUGGUAACCAAGGUUUUUUUCCUUUCGCGUUCGCUUUAGUCACUUCAGAAGACAUUGAAGGUUGGGAGUGGUUCAUGGAAAACUUGAAGUAUUGUGUCGACUCUCGUCCUAUCACCUUCAUCACUGAUCGUCAUGAAGGGCUAAAGCAAUGCAUUCCUAAGUUUUUUCCUAACUCGUAUCAUAGUUACUGUUUUUAUCAUUUGAAGAAUAACCUCCCUAUUAAGAAAGGACAUGAGAAGUAUAAACAAGUACUGGGUUUGUUCCAUAAAGCUGCAUACUGUUACAGCGUUGCUAAAUAUGAGUCUGCUUUGAAUGAGAUAUGUAUUAUUGGAUGUGGUUGGGUUGCCAAGUACAUCAGAAAUAUCGAUCCGAAGUACUGGGCAACUGCUUUCUUCGUAGGAUGUAGGUAUGGGACACACUCAUCAAGUAUUGCAGAAUCUUUCAAUAAAUGGAUUCAUCGUGAAAGGAAUUUGCCUCCAGCUGCUCUUGAAUAUGUCGAUAUAGGUCGUCCAUGGAAUGUUACCGAGUCAGGUAACUAUAUCUAUGAGGUGCACUCUCCCGGAUCUCAUGUUGUUGAUCUUAUGCAGAUGACCUGUACUUGCCAGAGAUGGAAAAUGUUUGGGUUCCCUUGUGAUCAUGCCACUGCUGCUAUUACUUGCAAGGGUGCUGAGAUUUUGAUGCCUGAAGUGUAUGAACCUGAAGACAGAGUUCUUCCUGGUAUUCCAAGGCCAGCUCCAGGAAGACCACCAAAGAAGCGUAUUUGCAAUGUUUAUGAGAAGGAAAGGAGUCCAAUGAAGUGCUCUAAUUGCAAGAAGAUUGGGAAUCACAACAAAGCUACUUGUCAUGUAUUAAUGUUGCAGUAG
This is a messenger RNA of Papaver somniferum (opium poppy), 1713 nucleotides long. RefSeq lists its product as uncharacterized. Gene Ontology annotation, molecular function: zinc ion binding. NCBI's taxonomy places the organism in Eukaryota, Viridiplantae, Streptophyta, Magnoliopsida, Ranunculales, Papaveraceae. The record is from RefSeq and is a predicted model, not a curated record. The coding region runs from base 1 to 1713 and encodes 570 amino acids. The transcript has 5 exons.